Candida dubliniensis CD36 is the source of this 771-nucleotide messenger RNA. RefSeq names its product acetyltransferase (gene MAA). Lineage: Eukaryota; Fungi; Ascomycota; Pichiomycetes; Serinales; Debaryomycetaceae. The record is from RefSeq and is a predicted model, not a curated record. Bases 1 to 771 code for a protein of 256 amino acids. Gene Ontology annotation, molecular function: acetyltransferase activity. The transcript has a single exon.
AUGCCCACUUUCAAAGACAAAGAAGAUUUCAUUAAGCAAACGAAUGUCAAGGCAGAAAAGAACCAAGAAUUAAUCAAGUUUGCCCGUGACAACCUUAACCAUUUACCAUUCACUGAAAAAGACGGAGGUGCUUGGGAAAACUAUGAACGAAUGAUCAGUGGUAUGCUCUAUAACUGCUUGCAGAAAGAAUUAGAGACAACACGUAUGUCUUGCAGAGAUUAUAUGUUGGAUUAUGGCAGUUUCAGAACUAGAGAUUAUAAAACAACCCAAGAAUUUCUUGAUGCAAAAUACAAACAUUUAGAAAGCUUUAUUGGGCAUGUUGGCAAAAGUGCAUUUAUGGAAUAUCCAAUCUAUUUCGAUUAUGGGUUUAACACUUAUUUGGGCGACAAUUUCUAUUCCAAUUACAAUUUGACAAUUUUGGACGUUUCCAUAGUGAGAAUUGGCAAUAAUGUCAAGUGUGGUCCAAACGUAUCUAUCCUUACCCCAACACACCCAGUUGAUCCCACUUUACGCUAUGAUCAAUUGGAAAACGCUUUGCCUGUGAUAGUAGGUGACGGGGUCUGGUUGUGUGGAAGCUGUACCAUUCUUGGUGGGGUAACAGUUGGUGAUGGCAGUAUCGUGGCUGCUGGUGCUGUUGUCAACAGGGACGUUCCACCAAACACUGUUGUUGCAGGAGUUCCUGCAAGAGCAGUGAAACAAUUGGAACCUAGAGACCCUAACUUUGACACAAUGGCAGUGUUGAAAGAAUAUGGUAUGGGUUAUAUAGAUUAG